AUGCUGUGNCGUAAGUUCCAACCAAAGGGCCCCUUAGUGAAUUCAGAAUUUUAUCCAGGAUGGUUGGACCACUGGGCAGAGGGACACCAGAAGAGAGAGGCGGCAGCGAUUGGAUUGUACCUUGAUAAGAUCCUCGCAAUGAAUGCCUCGGUCAAUUUGUAUAUGUUUCAAGGUGGUACAAGUUUUGGUUUCAUGAAUGGAGCCAAUGGUUAUCAAGAUAGUCGUAAGUUUCAACCACAGCCCACCAGUUACGACUAUGAUGCGCCACUGACAGAGGCCGGCGAUCCGACAACAAAAUACUUUUUGAUCAUGGAGACCAUUGCCAAGUAUGCCUCAGUCCCCCCAGGCCCUGUGCCUCCAGCCACUAAGAAGUUUGCUUAUGGAAAGGUUAUGAUGACCCAGUUCAAUUCUAUUUUUGAUCUGCUAAAAUACCUGACACCAUCCGGACCUGUCCUGUGUUAUGACACUCUCAGCAUGGAGCAGAUUGGACAAAACUAUGGAUUCAUCCUUUAUCGAACUAUGAUUCCCUUAAACGGGUCUGCGGUGAACAUCAGUAUUCCAGGACUGCGCGACAGGGGAAUUGUUUUUGUCAAUCAGGUUCGCCAGGCAACUCUGAUUCGCGUUGGUGGCAAGACCACCGCCACCAUCAAAGUUAAAGCCGGUGCGACCUUGGACAUCCUGGUGGAAAACAUGGGCCGCAUUAAUUAUGGGCCUCAUUUACAAGACCCGAAAGGGAUCCUCGGAGAUGUGACCCUCGACAAUGUGGUCCUUAGAAACUGGAAGAUGUAUCCCUUACACUUAGACCUUGUUGUGGGCAUUGAGAAGUCUCCACAUGCUGCGGUUAAAAACGACGAGGAUAGCAUUCAAAUUCCAACUUUCUACAUUGGUGAAAUUCCUCCAGCACCAGAUGGCAUUCCUAAAGACACUUUCCUCAAUCUUCCUGGCUGGUUUAAGGGUCAAGCUUUCGUCAACGGAUUUAACAUUGGUCGUUACUGGCCCGUUGUUGGACCCCAGGUCACCCUGUUCGUUCCAGCCAGCACUUUGCACCCUGGUAAGGAGAGCAGCGAAUUGGUGCUUUUGGAGCUCGAUAAUGCUCCCUGCAUUAGCCCAGAGGACUGUUUUGUCGAGUUCUUAGAAACACCUGAUAUUAGUGGACCUGUGCGCCCCAUGGCUAGAGAGAAGAUUAUGACCGGCGAAGUUGAAUUGCAAGAAGACUGGACCUCAAAAUACAGGGAUUUUUUACCCUGGUGCACCAAGACGAAACAGCAAGCCGUAGAUCUUCUGAAAGACUGGCCAUGAAUUACGUUGAACCGUAUAAGUGAAAUAAUAUGAAAGCAUGAUAGUAUAUUCCAAUGAAUAAUGAAGGAAACAAUGAAUUCAUUUCUUGCUUUUCUGGCUAAAACUAAGGAUGGGUGAUUUUCCAGUAAGUUAGUAAUACGAGUGCGGUGAAAUUCAAGUUUGUCAUUCUCAUUUCAUCUCAUUCGUCCGUCAUAGCGACCAUUCUUAUUCCUUUCUCAUUUGUUAUUACAUUUGUCGUGUUUUCCCGUCUUUUUAGGCAACUGUUAUUUUGAGAAUUUCGUCCUUUAUCGAUAUAUCAAAACAUGGCUCCUUUUCAGCAAGGGCUGGUAGUGAUUGGUGUGCAGAUGGUCCUUAGGUCCGUACUCAGAUGAAGGAAAGACGAAGAAGAAUGAAUUCAUUCAUCCUCUGUACCUCUUUAAAACAAAUCGUAGCAGAUCAGGGGUUAGGAAAAAGAGGAUUUGAUUACCUCAAAAGAGGAAACGCUUGAAAAAUGCAAUAGAACAUAGUUUUGGAAAUUGUAAUAUUGACUGAAUCAAAUGGUAACGGGUUUUAAAAAUAUUGAUUCAUAAACGUUUUAAGCUUUGUAUCUCGGAAAAAGAAAUUAACAUAAGAUUUAAAAGUAUUGUCUUUUCUUGGGGAAAAAGCUGACGGUGUUUUUUAGAAAUCAGUAGCACAAUGCGAACAGGUAAAAAUGUACAGUAAGAAAAUAAUAGACAUGUAACAUGUCUCCCAUGUAGUCAUAUGUUUUGGUACUUAACUUAAGUGAUAUAAAAAGUCAGUGCUUGAAGCAAUAAAAGUCUUAAACAUUUGAA
This is a messenger RNA of Orbicella faveolata, 2111 nucleotides long. Its product is annotated as beta-galactosidase-like. Gene Ontology annotation, molecular function: beta-galactosidase activity. Lineage: Eukaryota; Metazoa; Cnidaria; Anthozoa; Scleractinia; Merulinidae. The record is from RefSeq and is a predicted model, not a curated record. Gene Ontology annotation, biological process: carbohydrate metabolic process.